This is a messenger RNA of Salarias fasciatus (jewelled blenny), 1440 nucleotides long. RefSeq names its product ADP-ribosylhydrolase like 1 (gene adprhl1). NCBI's taxonomy places the organism in Eukaryota, Metazoa, Chordata, Actinopteri, Blenniiformes, Blenniidae. Gene Ontology annotation, biological process: protein de-ADP-ribosylation. Bases 283 to 1359 code for a protein of 358 amino acids. The record is from RefSeq and is a predicted model, not a curated record. The transcript is spliced from 7 exons. Gene Ontology annotation, molecular function: ADP-ribosylarginine-[protein] hydrolase activity; magnesium ion binding.
UUAAGAGUAAUGAGGAGAGAAAGAAGAAAAGAGCCCUGAAGAUGGGAAGGCUGUAGAGUUAUUGUGUAUCUGAGAGAGAGGAAACUGACGGUGAAGGAGUGAGCUGUUUUGUUCGGCGUUCCUCGGGAUGAGAGACGGUUUUCUGACUGUGAUGGUGUGUGGUUGUGAGUCUUCCGAUGUAAUGAAGAGGAUCUAAAAGGAGUCUAAAGUUUCCUGACGAGUACUGCUGUAAAGCCCUGAGCGAGAUAUCCUUUGGACGAGACAAACUGGUCGCCCAGCAUCAUGGAGAAGUUCAAGGCAGGCAUGGUCCUGGGAGCUGUCGGUGAUGCCUUGGGCUACAAAAAGGGUAAAUGGGAAAACUGCAUUUCAGGCAAGAAAAUCCAAGAGGAGCUGGCUUCUUUGGGAGGACUGGGGACCUUGAAGCUGGACCCUGAUAACUGGCCCCUGAGUGAUGCGGUGCUGAUGCACAUGACCACAGCAGAAGCUCUGAUUACAGAUUAUUGGUGUCUUGAUGAUCUGUACCGGGAGCUGGUGCGUCUCUACGUUGACGCCAUGGUGUCUCUCCAGGGCAGAGCUCCUGAUCCCAGCACAGUCGAGGGCUGUGUGCACCUCAAACCCCGCAACUACCUGCUGGCUUGGCAUACACCCUUCAAUGAAAAAGGGUCUGGGUUUGGGGCAGCUGCCAAAGCCAUGUGUGUCGGUAUGAGAUACUGGCAACCGGAGAGGCUAGAAAACCUGGUGGAGGUCAGCAUUGAGGUUGGCAGAAUGACCCACAACCACCCAACAGGGUUUCUCGGCUCACUGACAACUGCGCUGUUUGCAUCCUACGCGACCCAGGGGAAGCCUGUUGUGACUUGGGGUCGCGAACUCAUGAAGGUCAUCCCUCGGGCUGAGGAAUACUGCAAGAAGACUAUAAGACACAUGGCAGAGUACCAGGAACACUGGUUCUACUUUGAGGCAAAGUGGCAGUUUUACCUCGAGGAACGAGAGAUUGAGAACGAGGGACAGAACAAGCCCGUCUUCCCUGAGCGCUACGAUCCAGACGAAACGGACAAAGUGUACAAGCGUUGGAGCUCAGAGGGCCGCGCAGGGUGGAGAGGCCACGAUUGUCCCAUGAUCGCCUACGAUGCCCUUCUGGCUGCAGGGAGCGACUGGGCUGAACUGUGCAAACGAGCCAUGUUCCAUGGAGGGGAGAGUGAAGCCACGGGCCUGGUAGCAGGGUGUCUCUACGGCCUCAUGCAUGGUCUGGGCCAGGUUCCCUCAGGCCUGUACAAGGAUUUGGACAAAAGAGCACGCCUGGAGGAGCUGGGAGAGGCACUGUUCAAUGCAGCAUCUUCAGAGAAAUGCAUAGACAAGUAAACUUGAUCUUCACUGGCCUGACCCCUACUGACUGUCAGCGGAACUGCACUUGACUCUGCUUCACUCUGUCCUCACUGCCUG